AUGCUGAAACAAAUACAUCUGCGUUGGAGCGGCCACCUCGAGCGGAUGGACGGCGAACGACUACCCAAACGACUCUUCUACGGAGAUGUUGCCAUUGGUUGCCGCCAAUACAAGGACACUCUGAAUACGUCCCUGAAGUGUCUGCAGAUUAACGCGGCCAACUGUGAAGACCUCGCCCGAGACCGAUCGACCGGGAGGAGGACAGUGAAGACAGGUGCAGCGAUCUAUGAGGCCAGCAGCAUUCCCACUACUAAAGCUAAACGCAAGGCACGCAAAUCGCACCUGCGUCCACCCCGCAACGCCAAAAAUCAACCACCUCCGACCUGCCUACGCUGCUAG
Molecule: messenger RNA, 339 nt
Organism: Spirometra erinaceieuropaei
Lineage: Eukaryota; Metazoa; Platyhelminthes; Cestoda; Diphyllobothriidea; Diphyllobothriidae
Source: the annotation of a GenBank genome assembly